AUGACCUAUGACGACCAACAGGCUGUACCUUCAACUUUGGCCGGGUCAUCCUUAUCAGCAGCUUCUGCAAUCCUGCAACAACAACAACGAAGGAAUACGGACGACGAAUUGCUCAAUGAAAUCGCUGGACGAUACUCCACCCCACCGGAUGAAACACCACCCGAGAAGAAGGCAAGGCUCGCCAGAAAGCGACAAGCGCUGUACAGGGCCAAGAAGCGCCUCGCGGGAGCAGCUCCUACGGUGGCAGCUGUACAGGACGACCAACAGGCUGUACCGUCUACUUCGGCCGGGACAUCCUUAUCAGGAGCUCCAGCAAUCUUGCAACAACAACAACUACGAAGGAAUAUUGACGAUGAUUUGCUCAAUGAAAUCGCUGGACGGUACUCCACCCCACCGGAUGAAACACCACCCGAGAAGAAGGCAAGGCUCGCCAGAAAGCGACAGGCACUGUACAAUGCCAGGAAGCGCAUGGUGCAAACUCCGAAUGUCGCAACUGUGGUCAACCGCGCCCCAGCACCAGCAUCAGCACCAUGGCCUGGAGAGCCGCCCAGUGUGUGCUGCAACAGUGGACAAGUUGUGCUUCCACCGUUUCCCGAACCGCCAGCAGAGUUGCGCCAACUAUUUGACGUGCCGCAAUUUCUGCUCAACAUCCGGCGAUACAAUAAUGCGUUUGCCUUCACCUCUAUCGGUGCCUCAAUACGAGGAAAUGACCCAGUACGCCAGGAUCUACGAGUCGGUCACGGUGGAAUUUACAACUAUCGCAUACAAGGACGUCCACCAUGCUACGCACAGCUGUACUUUUAUGAUUCAAGCUCGGAGGGUCAGUACGACGAAAUGCUGAACGCUCGGGCCAUAGCAUAUGAGAUGUUUAAGCAUGCGUACGAACGGAUGUCUGUUCGAGAUGAUCUGCGGCUUUGCAUCCACUCGCGUAUACCAGGCAUCGAUCAACGGCGUUACAAUGCACCGACUGCAGAUGAAGUUGGUGGCGUGUUCGUGUGCGAUGAUACUACCGGAGCCACGGAACAUACACGCGAUAUUGUGCUGCAGCAUCGUGCCACAGGAUACUUGCAGCCUGUGUUUGAUACCAACCAGUUGGCAGAUGCACUCCAAUACCCGAUUCUGUUUCCGCGGGGUGAAACCGGUUGGACUUACGGUAUGCCAAAGGUACAGCGCCGAACCAGACAGCAGCAACAACCAAGCAGACCAACAAGUUCGAGCAACGGAGCGGCGCACAUAGAUGAAAAUGAUGAUGCUGCUGAGGAUCCUAAUCCUGAGUUUGAUGGAGCAGAGCGUUCAGCAAAUCAAAUAACGCCACGCGAAUAUGCCGCAUAUCGCAUAGCCUGGCGGGAAAACGCUCAAACGCUUAUGCAUCGUGCCGGACGAUUGUUUCAGCAGUACUGUGUAGACCAGUACUGUAAGAUAGAGAUGCAGCGGUUGAAAUAUUUGCGAGAGCACCAGGCACAACUUCGCACUGAGGCGUACACGGGCUUUAUGGAUCUUGCCGGCGCUGAAGGUACCAUCGCGGAUCUUCAUCCCGAUAAUUUGCCUAAUGUGGCUGUGGAAAUCCCUGUAGUGCAAGAACCACCUGUUGCACCCCGUCGUUCCAUCAUCGAUCCGCCCUCGAACCUGUCGCGUACGGGCACACGUGUUAUUCUCGGACCAUCAUUUGUCGGUAGCAAUCGAUAUAUGCGAGCGCAAUAUCAAGACGCAAUGGCUAUUGUUCGAGCUUUGGGUAAACCGGACCUGUUUAUCACCGUCACGUGCAAUCCGAAGUGGCCGGAAAUCACACAGUGCCUACUUCCACGUCAGCAGGCCCCGGAUCGACCCGAUGUUAUCGUACGUGUCUUUCGGUUAAAGCUGAAAGCCAUACUGAAUGACCUAACCAUGGGAGCUCUCGGGAUUGAGGUAGCUCGCAUUCACGUUAUCGAGUUCCAAAAACGUGGCCUUCCCCAUGCACACAUACUCGUGAUUCUCGCCGAGGAAGACAAACCGCAGACCCCGGCAGACUACGACAAGAUCGUGUCUGCCGAACUUCCUAAUCCUGCAACGUCGUCGCAACUGUUCGAGACGGUACAGAGCUGUAUGAUGCAUGGACCGUGUGGGGCUGCCAAUCCUGCCGCACCUUGCAUGAAGGAUGGUACAUGCGAAAAAGGGUUCCCAAAGUCAUUCUGCGAACAGACGCGCAGCAUGGAUAAUGGCUAUCCACAGUACCGUCGUCGUAACAAUGGGCGCAGUGUGACGGUGAAAGGAAUCGAGCUGGACAACCGGUACGUCGUGCCCUACAACCCAUGGUUCACGCAUAAGUACAAUUGCCACAUCAACGUUGAGGUGUGUACUUCGAUCAGCAGCGUGAAAUAUUUGUACAAAUACGUGUACAAGGGGCACGACCGUCUGAGCGUUACCCUGGCGGUAGGCAACGAUGAAAUUCAGCAGCAUAUCGAUGCACGCUACCUUUCACCGACGGACAGCUGCUGGCGAAUAAUGCGCUUUGAGUUGCAAGCAAAAACGCACACCGUUGUUACACUGCCUAUCCAUCUGGAAAAUCAACAGAACGUGUUUUUCCGGGCAAACGAAACCGUUUCGUGCGUAUUAUACCGUGGUAACCAUACCAUGUUGACACGAUUCUUCCAGCUGGCGGCACAUGACAACUUUGCCAGAGCGCUCCUGUACCACGAUGUCCCGACGUACUACCGGUACGCGAAACCAACUGCGAACCAGCGACUACCGUGGCAGGAACCGGGAACAAAGCACUGGAUCCGUCGCAUACGUACCGGGCACAAGACAGUGAUCGGCCGAAUGGUGUCCUGUAGCAUGCAGCUUAUGGAACGCUACUGCUUACGGUUGCUUCUUUGCUACCGCAAGGGUCCAACAUCGUACGAGGAUCUGCGUACUGUUAACGGUUCGGUGUGCGAAACGUUUCAGCAGGCUGCCAUCAACGAAGGGCUGCUUGAGGAUGAUUCCGAGUGGGAUCGUGCUCUAGAAGAAGCGGCCACUUAUCGUAUGCCCGCCCAGUUGCGCCACUUCUUCGCACUCAUCCUUUCGUCUGGGAUGCCACAAAACCCGCGCACCCUGUGGGAAAGCUAUGCGAGUGAAAUGAGUGAAGAUUUUCACCACCGCAAUCGCGACCGGUACACGACGGAGGAAUCCGACCUGAAUAAGCUGCUACGUGAUGUUGAACACUUCCGGGCGCUGAGUGACAUCGAUCGCUACCUGCGCGGUACGACGCCAUCGAAGGAUUUGACCAGUUUCCCAGGAAUGCCUCAGCUUUCGGAGUAUGAACACGUUCAGGCACACAUCAUGGACAAUGAUGAUGUCAACGAGUUCAUUAUCGCUGAACGAUCGUAUCUGAUCACGGAUCUCGAUGCUACCCUUGCCACCGUACAUCAGCUCAACGACGAACAACGCAUGGUGUACGAAACGGUCACGGCGGCAAUCGAUCGUCAAUUAGCGACGGCGGCAAGCCAAGCGAACGCUGGUGACCAACGGUUAUUCUUCCUGGAUGGCCCUGGUGGAACGGGUAAAUCUUUUUUGGUAGAAAAGAUACUGGCACACGUCCGUCGCUGCGGAGAAAUUGCGCUCGCAACUGCAGCAAGCGGCAUAGCAGCACUGUUGCUUACAGGAGGGAAAACAGUACACUCCACGUUUAAGUUGCCGCUGGACUUAAACAAUCAUUCCACCUGUAGCAUUACGGUUCAGUCGAAACGGGCCGAAAUGCUUCGACAAACAGCACUGAUCGUUUGGGAUGAGGCGUCGAUGAGCAGUCGGUUUGCUCUCGAAGCAGUCGAUCGGACCCUGCAGGACAUAACGGGUGUGCAGCUUCCUUUCGGCGGUAAGGUGGUGCUGCUGUCCGGUGACUUUCGGCAAAUUUUACCGAUCGUACCGAAGGGCACGGAUGCACAAAUCAUCAACGAGUGCAUCAAGAAGAGCACAUUAUGGCCCCUGUUUAGGUCGCUACAAUUGCGCGAUAACAUGCGGGUACGCACGGCACCAAACGCGAACCAAGCCAGUGAGUUGCGAGAUUUUGCCAACCUUCUGCUUCGUAUCGGUGAAGGACGGCACGAUACGUUUGCUGGACUGGAUCCAUCGUUGGCAAAAAUACCGCACGAUAUGAUUGUGCCCCAUACUGCGAAUCCGACAAACGACCUUAACACCCUGAUCGACAAAAUCUACCCGGACAUGCAACGGCACUUCCAACAUCCGUCAUUCUUUUCGGAUCGGGCUAUUCUGUCGCCGCUUAACGUGGAUGUUGCCAGCGUGAACAACCUGGUCCUAGACCGAAUUCCUGGACCGGAACAGGAGUACCGUUCGGUCGAUACAUUGGUCAACCCGGAGGAACACGAGCAUCUGCAACUUCCUUCCGAAUACUUGAACACACUCAAUGUCAGCGGCAUCCCAGUGCAUCGCUUGCGGCUGAAACGAUUUGCACCAGUACUUUUAUUGCGCAAUCUUAAUUCCGACAUGGGAUUGUGUAACGGUACGCGUUUGCAAAUUGUAGGCCUAAAGCGAAACUGUUUACACGCUAAAAUUCUGACAGGCACGCGGAGAGACGAAGACGUCCUGCUUCCACGGAUCUUCUGUGACAGCAACGAUAAGGGUCACCCGUUCCAGAUCCGCCGUAAACAGUUUCCGGUGCAAGUGUGCUUUGCGAUGACCAUCAACAAGUCGCAAGGGCAAUCGCUUCACCAUUUGGGCCUAUAUCUGCCGCAAGAUGUUUUCGCCCAUGGCCAGCUAUACGUUGCACUCUCGCGGGUGACAUCACGAGCGAACAUUGCUGUGCUGAUACCGAACCCGAAACGCGCUGACGAGGAAGGUGUCUCCACAAGCAACAUCGUCGACCGAGAGGUCGUUGACAGAUGAUUCUUCUACUGAACCAGAGUGUGACUUUGAACCGGCUAUUCACUAACAAUACAUCUACCAGAACCUAGAACAAGACGGCAGCAAAAUACAAACAAUACAUGUGUACAUCUUCCUUGGCUAUCCUUACUGCAUUUUCGUUUCAUGCAGCGCCUGCAACCAAAACGAUCACGUAAACGACGGGACAAUCAAUUGAACUUCCAUGCUGGAAGGUGGAGCUUUACUUCAUGCACCACGUUCCAUGCGC
Messenger RNA from Anopheles arabiensis, 5101 nucleotides. RefSeq lists its product as uncharacterized. The record is from RefSeq and is a predicted model, not a curated record. Gene Ontology annotation, biological process: telomere maintenance; DNA repair. Lineage: Eukaryota; Metazoa; Arthropoda; Insecta; Diptera; Culicidae. The coding region runs from base 1 to 4857 and encodes 1618 amino acids. Gene Ontology annotation, molecular function: DNA helicase activity. The transcript is spliced from 5 exons.